AUGGAAGAAAAGACGCAUGGGGUAUCGCCAGGUAACAACAGUCCUAUCCCUCUCUCAGGCUUGCCGUUUGCCCACUAUGAUGGGCUAAAGGAAAGCCUUUUGAGUGGUUUCCCUGUUGCUGAUGCGGCUGCUGAUAAAGCACAGCAGCAACAAGGCUUUCACAUGGCAGGUUUCCCCGCAGUUUCCCAGCCUGAGUCUCCCAGCAGCAGCCUCCCCGCUGCCCGAUCCACUGGAACUUUUGCAAUGUUUAAAAAGGCACUAGAAGAUUGCUAUAUUGACAUAACAUAUGGAUUUAUCAACAAUUGCCUGAAGUCUCUCCUUGUGGAGAAAUUUGGUGAAGAGACAUGGGAAAAACUCAGAACUCAAGCUGGGCUUCAAGACAAUUUUAUGACAUAUACUGUGUAUGACGACGGCAUCACAGAAAAGUUGGUCCAGGAGGCCUGCAAGACACUAAAGGUACCAGAAGAGGCAGUGCUGAAAUUGUUUGGGGAAUACUUUUUCAGUUUCUGUAAGAUGUCCGGGUACGAUAGAAUGCUACGAACUCUGGGAGGAAACCUGAUCGAGUUUAUCGAGAACCUCGAUGCCCUUCACAGCUAUCUUGCCCUGUCCUACCAGGAAAUGAACGCACCAUCAUUUCGUGUGGAAAGAGCAGACGGGAUGCUGCUGCUCCACUAUUACUCUGACAGGAAGGGCCUGUGUCAGAUUGUCCCAGGAAUCCUUGAAGCUGUGGCCAGAGAUUUCUUUGACAGUAAUGUGACACUGGAAAUCCUGAAUCAAAACAUAGAAGAGGAGCGUACUGGGAAGAAGGAGCAUGUAGUCUUCUCUUUGCAUAACGACGAGAGGGCAAAGAACAAGAUCGAGGAGAGAACAUCCAAAGACUCACAGAACGAUAAAGAGGUACAGAAAGUGACAUUGAAUGGAGCUUCUCAGAAAAGGAGGGACAAAUCAACGUUGUGCUGCCCAGAAAAGAAAUCCUACUGGGACAUUGUGAGAUGGGCUGUGAAAUUUCAGAGAGGGAACAUUUUAUAUACAUCUGAGCCACUUUUCCCUGAAAAGCUUUGGAUUGAGGAGAGAACAUUUUGCUAUACGUUCCCGUUCCACGUUGUGUUUGAUAAAACACUGAAGAUCAAACAGGCUGGAGUCAACAUUCAGAAAUUUGUACCUAGACUGCGGACCACCGGGACCAGAUUAGACAAGUAUUUUACUAUCGUUCAUCCACAAGUUACAUUCACAAUUUUCAGUAUAAGGAAGUUUAUCAAUAGUCAGUUUGUCCUUAAGGCCCGAAGGGAUAAGCUACCUAAAUCGUGGAAGAGACGGCCCCUGCUGAAACUCAGAGGGCAGAUGGUCUGGAUGGAGGGCCUCCAGUGCAUGCUGUACUUGUGCUCACCGAAGCUACGCAGUUUGGAGGAGCUGGAAGAACAACAGAUGCACCUUUCUGACAUUGCGCAGCAUGACACGACGAGGGACCUGAUCCUCUUCAACCAGCAACGGCUGGCAGAGAUAGAGCUGUCCAACCAAUUGGAAAGGAAGAAGGAAGAGCUCAGGAUCCUCUCCAAACACCUGGAUGCAGAAAAGAAGAAAUCGGAAGCCUUGCUCUAUGCCAUGCUGCCAAAACACGUGGCGAAUCAACUUAAGGAGGGCCACAAGGUGGAAGCAGGGGAUUUCAGUUCUUGCACAAUACUUUUCAGUGAUGUCGUGACCUUCACAAACAUCUGUUCAGUCUGUGAACCAAUUCAGAUAGUCAAUAUGCUUAAUUCAAUGUAUUCCAAGUUUGAUCGCCUUACCAGUGUCCACGGUGUGUAUAAAGUGGAGACAAUAGGUGACGCUUACAUGGUUGUAGGAGGGGUCCCAGUGCCUGCCGUGAGCCAUGCCGAGAGGGUGGCCAAUUUUGCUCUGGGCAUGAGAAUUGCUGCAAGAGACGUUAUCAACCCCAUUACGCAGAAGCCCAUCCAGAUCAGAAUUGGGAUUCACUCUGGACCGGUUUUGGCUGGGGUAGUUGGGGACAAAAUGCCUAGAUACUGUUUAUUUGGUGAUACUGUCAAUACAGCUUCUAGGAUGGAAAGUCAUGGCCUUCCAGACAAAAUUCAUGUUAGCCCAACUGCAUUCAGAGCAUUACAACACCAAGGGUUUGACAUAGUGGAAAGGGGAGAAAUAGAGGUGAAAGGCAAGGGGAAAAUGACAACAUAUUUUCUGAGGCAAAACCUCUGUGCCACUGAGAAUGAAAUAAUGGGGCGCGCGGAAGAGAAUCUUGGUAACAUUGAUGGUGAUGAUGCUUUGGAAAGUCAAGGUGGCAAUGAUGUUAUUGUGAUGAAGUAUGCUGAUUGUCAAGAGUUACUCCCUUUCAAGGAAGUAGAACACGGACGAGACAUCCAAGGUUUGGAUGUAGACAGUGAAAAAGCAGAUAUCCUCUUCACAAAGUCUUGUAAUAGUUGCUAG
Messenger RNA from Euleptes europaea (tarantolino), 2436 nucleotides. Its product is annotated as guanylate cyclase soluble subunit beta-2-like. Gene Ontology annotation, molecular function: guanylate cyclase activity; heme binding. NCBI's taxonomy places the organism in Eukaryota, Metazoa, Chordata, Lepidosauria, Squamata, Sphaerodactylidae. The coding region runs from base 1 to 2436 and encodes 811 amino acids. The transcript has 17 exons. Gene Ontology annotation, biological process: response to oxygen levels; cGMP biosynthetic process. The record is from RefSeq and is a predicted model, not a curated record. Gene Ontology annotation, cellular component: guanylate cyclase complex, soluble.